Messenger RNA from Euleptes europaea (tarantolino), 3204 nucleotides. RefSeq names its product oxoglutarate dehydrogenase (gene OGDH). Gene Ontology annotation, cellular component: oxoglutarate dehydrogenase complex; mitochondrion. The transcript is spliced from 23 exons. Gene Ontology annotation, molecular function: thiamine pyrophosphate binding; oxoglutarate dehydrogenase (succinyl-transferring) activity. Bases 25 to 3132 code for a protein of 1035 amino acids. Gene Ontology annotation, biological process: tricarboxylic acid cycle. NCBI's taxonomy places the organism in Eukaryota, Metazoa, Chordata, Lepidosauria, Squamata, Sphaerodactylidae. The record is from RefSeq and is a predicted model, not a curated record.
CCUGUCUGUUGCUGCAGAACAAAAAUGUUUCACUUAAGGACUUGUGCUACUAAAUUGAGGCCUCUCACAGCCUCACAGACUGUUAAGACAAUUUCUCUAAAUAGGCCAGCAGCACCAAGGACGUUUCAACAAAUCAGGUGCUACAGUGCGCCUGUUGCUGCUGAGCCAUUUUUGAGUGGGACUAGUUCGAACUAUGUGGAGGAAAUGUACUAUGCUUGGUUGGAAAACCCCAAAAGUGUACAUAAGUCAUGGGACAUAUUCUUUCGCAAUGCCAAUGCUGGAGCUGCUCCAGGUACUGCUUACCAAAGCCCCCCUCCAUUAAGUACCAGUCUGUCGACUCUGACACACGCACAGUCUUUGCUUCAAGCACAGCCAAAUGUAGAUAAACUGGUGGAAGAUCAUCUUGCAGUCCAGUCUCUUAUCAGGGCGUAUCAGAUUCGAGGGCAUCAUGUAGCACAGCUGGAUCCACUGGGCAUCUUGGAUGCUGAUUUGGACUCUUCCGUUCCAGCCGAUAUUAUCACUUCCACAGACAAACUGGAUCUUGCAGUAUUCAAGGAGCGGCUGAGAGUGCUAACAGUAGGAGGGUUUUAUGGACUGGCUGAAUCGGACCUCGACAAGGUCUUCCACUUGCCUACUACCACUUUCAUUGGAGGAAACGAGUCUGCUCUUCCCCUGCGGGAAAUCAUCCACCGUUUAGAGAUGGCCUACUGCCAGCACAUUGGUGUAGAAUUCAUGUUCAUCAACGACCUGGAGCAGUGCCAAUGGAUAAGACAGAAAUUUGAGACUCCCGGCAUCAUGCAGUUCACCAGUGAUGAGAAGCGCACCCUGCUAGCUAGACUAGUCCGGUCAACCAGAUUUGAAGAGUACCUUCAUAGGAAAUGGUCUUCUGAAAAACGAUUUGGCUUAGAAGGCUGCGAGGUGCUCAUACCUGCCUUGAAGACGAUAAUUGACAAGUCAAGCGAGAAGGGAGUGGAUUAUGUUAUCAUGGGGAUGCCGCACAGGGGGCGUCUGAACGUUCUUGCCAACGUGAUCAGGAAGGAGUUAGAGCAAAUUUUCUGCCAGUUUGACUCCAAGCUGGAGGCUGCAGAUGAGGGCUCAGGAGAUGUAAAAUACCAUUUGGGAAUGUACCACCGAAGGAUAAAUCGUGUCACUGACAGGACCAUCACUCUUUCAUUGGUUGCAAACCCAUCUCACUUGGAGGCUGCUGAUCCUGUGGUUCAGGGCAAGACAAAGGCCGAACAGUUUUAUUGUGGAGACACUGAAGGGAAGAAAGUGAUGUCCAUUCUUUUGCACGGUGAUGCUGCUUUUGCUGGGCAAGGUAUAGUUUAUGAGACGUUCCAUUUGAGCGACCUGCCUUCCUAUACGACGCACGGCACUGUUCACGUAGUGAUGAACAACCAGAUUGGAUUCACCACUGACCCCCGUAUGGCUCGUUCGUCUCCAUACCCAACAGAUGUGGCCCGUGUGGUGAAUGCACCCAUUUUCCAUGUGAAUGCUGAUGACCCAGAGGCAGUGGUUUAUGUAUGCAAUGUGGCAGCUGAAUGGCGAAGUACUUUCCACAAAGAUGUCGUGGUGGACCUGGUGUGCUACAGACGAAACGGACACAACGAAAUGGAUGAGCCAAUGUUCACUCAGCCGUUAAUGUACAAGCAGAUCCGAAAGCAGAAGCCUGUGCUGCAGAAAUAUGCUGAGACACUGAUCUCUCAAGGGGUGGUAAAUCAGCCAGAGUAUGAGGAGGAAAUUUCCAAGUACGAUAAGAUCUGUGAAGAGGCCCAUGCCCGAUCCAAAGACGAAAAAAUCCUUCACAUCAAGCACUGGCUCGAUUCUCCCUGGCCUGGUUUCUUCACUCUGGAUGGGCAGCCCAGGAGCAUGACCUGCCCUUCCACUGGUGUGAAUGAUGAAGAUUUGGUCCAUAUAGGAAAGGUGGCCAGCUCAGUACCUGUCGAGAACUUUACCAUUCAUGGCGGUUUAAGCCGGAUUCUAAAAACUCGUGGAGAGAUGGUCACUAAUCGGACAGUAGAUUGGGCCUUAGCUGAGUACAUGUCAUUCGGCUCUCUCCUUAAAGAGGGAAUCCACAUCCGACUGAGUGGGCAGGAUGUUGAGAGAGGAACAUUCAGUCAUCGGCACCACGUCUUGCACGAUCAGAACGUAGACAAACGGACUUGUAUCCCCAUGAACCACCUGUGGCCAAACCAGGCUCCAUACACGGUCUGCAAUAGCUCUCUCUCGGAGUAUGGAGUCCUUGGAUUUGAGCUGGGCUUUGCCAUGGCCAGCCCUAACGCUUUAGUGCUGUGGGAAGCCCAGUUUGGCGACUUCCACAAUACGGCUCAGUGCAUCAUUGACCAGUUCAUCUGCUCUGGACAGGCCAAGUGGGUGAGACAGAAUGGCAUUGUACUGCUGCUUCCUCAUGGCAUGGAAGGCAUGGGCCCAGAACAUUCAUCUGCCCGACCGGAGCGAUUCCUCCAGAUGUGCAAUGAUGAUCCAGAUGUCUUCCCAAAACUAGAUGACUUCGAUGUGCGCCAGCUGUAUGACUGUAAUUGGAUUGUUGUGAACUGCUCCACUCCAGCAAACUUUUUCCAUGUUGUGCGGAGGCAGCUACUUCUCCCCUUCCGGAAGCCGCUGAUUGUGUUCACUCCAAAGUCGCUUUUGCGUCACCCUGAAGCUCGGUCCAGCUUUGACGAGAUGUUGCCAGGCACACAUUUCCAGCGCAUCAUUCCAGAGAGCGGCCCGCCAGCCCAGAAUCCAGAGGGAGUCAAGCGAGUUCUCUUCUGCACUGGCAAAGUCUAUUACGAUCUCACUCGAGAGCGCAAGUCCCGGCAGAUGGAAGCAGAUGUUGCUAUCACAAGGGUGGAGCAGCUCUCUCCAUUCCCUUUUGACCUCCUACUGAAAGAAUUCCACAAAUACCCAAAUGCCGACCUGGUUUGGUGUCAGGAGGAGCACAAAAACCAAGGAUAUUAUGACUACGUGAAGCCUAGACUCCGCACAACCAUCGACCGUGCAAAACCAGUGUGGUAUGCUGGGCGUGAGCCUGCUGCCGCACCAGCCACGGGCAACAAGAAGAACCACCUGACCGAACUGCAGCGCCUCUUGGAUACGGCCUUCGACCUCGACUCCUUCAAGGGCUUGUCUUAGAUACACUUGGAACUGGUUCUGCAGCACACUGUGUGUGUUUGUGUGUGCGUGUUUGUCUGCUCACCUCCUUUC